This is a messenger RNA of Botrytis cinerea B05.10, 1713 nucleotides long. RefSeq names its product Bcenol1 (gene Bcenol1). NCBI's taxonomy places the organism in Eukaryota, Fungi, Ascomycota, Leotiomycetes, Helotiales, Sclerotiniaceae. The record is from RefSeq and is a predicted model, not a curated record. The coding region runs from base 159 to 1580 and encodes 473 amino acids. The transcript has 6 exons. Gene Ontology annotation, molecular function: phosphopyruvate hydratase activity; magnesium ion binding. Gene Ontology annotation, cellular component: phosphopyruvate hydratase complex. Gene Ontology annotation, biological process: glycolytic process.
GGUGGGGCGAGGGGUUGAAAAAGAUCUCGUUCUUCUCUGUGACUCCAACUUCUUGAUCUUCACUUUCUCACAAUCACAUCCUUCUUUUCCCAAAAGUCUCAAUAAAUUUCAAGGUAAGCGCAUCUUGACGAUAUUCUCCCUUCAACUGUUGUCCGUGUAUGGGCAUCUACCUGCGGUCAGAAGCUUCAUUUCUAUCUCUUGAUGAAAGUGAAUCGAUAAGUAGAGAAACAAGCUCUAAGCUGAAGCUCGAGUUGAAAGUCAAAAUGGCUAUCACUAAGAUUCACGCACGUUCCGUCUACGAUUCUCGUGGAAACCCAACCGUCGAGGUUGAUGUUGUUACCGAGACUGGUCUUCACCGUGCCAUUGUUCCAUCUGGUGCCUCCACCGGUCAGCACGAAGCCGUUGAGCUCCGUGAUGGAGAUAAGGACAAGUGGGCUGGAAAGGGUGUUACCAAGGCUGUCGCCAACGUCAAUGAUAUCAUUGGCCCAGCUCUUAUCAAGGAGAACGUUGAUGUCAAGGAUCAAUCCAAGAUUGAUGAGUUCUUGAUCAGCCUCGAUGGAACCCCAAACAAGGGCAAGUUGGGUGCCAAUGCCAUUCUUGGUGUUUCUUUGGCUGUUGCCAAGGCCGGAGCUGCUGAGAAGGGUAUCCCACUUUACGCUCACGUUUCCGAUCUUGCCGGAACUAAGAAGCCUUAUGUUCUCCCUGUCCCAUUCAUGAACGUUCUUAACGGAGGUUCCCACGCUGGUGGACGUUUGGCAUUCCAAGAGUUCAUGAUCGUCCCUUCUGCUGCCCCAUCUUUCACCGAAGCUCUCAGACAAGGUGCUGAGGUUUACCAAAAGCUCAAGUCCCUCGCCAAGAAGAAGUACGGUCAAUCUGCCGGUAAUGUCGGAGACGAGGGUGGUGUUGCACCAGAUAUUCAAACUGCUGAGGAGGCUCUUGAGCUCAUCACUGAGUCUAUUGAGGCUGCUGGUUACACCGGAAAGAUGAACAUCGCCAUGGACGUUGCCUCCAGCGAGUUCUACAAGGAGGAUGCCAAGAAGUACGAUUUGGACUUCAAGAACCCAGAGAGUGACCCAACCAAGUGGAUUACCUACACUGAACUUGCCGAUCAAUACAAGAACCUCGCCAAGAAGUACCCAAUCGUCAGCAUUGAGGAUCCAUUCGCUGAAGAUGACUGGGAGGCCUGGAGCUACUUCUACAAGUCCUCCGAUUUCCAAAUCGUCGGUGAUGACUUGACUGUCACCAACCCAAUCAGAAUUAAGAAGGCUAUUGAACUUAAGUCUUGCAAUGCCCUCUUGUUGAAGGUCAACCAAAUCGGUACUCUUACCGAGUCCAUCCAAGCUGCCAAGGACUCCUUCGCUGCUGGAUGGGGUGUUAUGGUUUCUCACCGCUCCGGUGAGACUGAGGAUGUCACCAUCGCUGACAUUGUUGUUGGUCUCCGUGCUGGUCAAAUCAAGACUGGUGCCCCAGCUAGAUCUGAGCGUUUGGCCAAGUUGAACCAGAUCUUGAGAAUUGAGGAGGAGCUCGGUGAUAAGGCUGUCUAUGCUGGAGACAGCUUCAGAACUGCCGUCAACUUGUAAAUGAGCUGAAGAUACUUUGACAAAAGUAAGCUGGGUAGGUAACUGUCUUAUGCGGGAUGAGCGAUACCAUAGCCAGAGUAAUGAUGAAUGAUACCUAAAAAUGAGAAACAAUUUGACAAAAUGCUUACUUCCA